Molecule: messenger RNA, 334 nt
Organism: Porites evermanni
Lineage: Eukaryota; Metazoa; Cnidaria; Anthozoa; Scleractinia; Poritidae
Source: the annotation of a GenBank genome assembly
AUGCAGUGUAAUGUAAAUGGUGAUGAUGAAGCACUAUCUCUGGCCACAAUGAAGGAGAUUGAAUGGCUUAACCAUAUGAGGCAGCAUGUAGAAGAACACCAACAGAUAGACAAAGAGGAUAAUUAUGCAACCCACUGUUGCCAAGCAAGCUGGAAAUGGAAAAGCCCCUAGCAAAAACAGAACAGCAAUGGUAUCAUGGUCUGCUUUCCACGGAGAACGACAGAAACACUUCAACGCACGAUGCCAGAGUUCGUUGCUUCCUCUUUUUGCAGAAGCUGCUCAUUUUAUAGCCAUGAUCAUGCAUGCCAUAACUGUUGUUAUGAAAGCUGUUUAA